AUGGGUCUGGAUCCAUCCCAGCGCGCGAAGGCACUUGUCUCUGCAAUGACCAUCGAAGAGAAGCUGGCUAAUCUUGUGGAUCACAGCCAAGGUGCGGAGCGACUCGGCCUUCCCAAAUACGACUGGUGGAGUGAAGCUCUUCACGGAGUUGCUGGAUCACCAGGCGUUCACUUUGCUGACCAUGGGAACUAUUCUUCGGCGACAUCGUUUCCACUUCCCAUCACCAUCUCUGCCGCGUUCAAUGAUGGCUUAGUGCAAGCUAUAGGCCACGUGAUAGGAACGGAGGCUCGCGCAUUCGCAAACGCUGGACGCGCUGGCUUGGAUUUCUGGACGCCAAAUAUCAAUCCGUUUAAGGAUCCCCGAUGGGGUCGUGGUCUUGAAACUCCCGGUGAAGACCCAUUCAGGAUUUCGAAGUACGUAGAAGCGCUGCUCAAAGGCAUGGAGUGGUCCGGCAAGAAUCCCAAUACAACGGAGAAGCGACAGAUCCUAGCAACAUGCAAGCACUACGCUGCGUACGACCUCGAGCGCUGGAACGGUGUGGUACGAUAUUCUUUCGACGCGAUUGUCUCGAUGCAGGACUUGGUCGAGUAUUACUUGCCACCUUUCAAGCAGUGCGCUCGAGAUUCAAACGUUGCUUCCAUCAUGUGUAGCUACAACAGCGUAAAUGGUACUCCGGCGUGUGCGAACGAGUAUCUGAUGCAGACUGUGCUUCGGGACCACUGGAACUGGACCAAGCACAACAACUACGUUGUGAGCGACUGCAACGCGGUACAUAACAUAUAUGCCGAUCACAAAUGGGUCCAAACAGCCGCUCAAGCUGCCGGGAAAGCCUUCAGUGCUGGGACCGAUAACGUGUGUGAAGCUGGAGGCUGGACUACUGAUGUUGUUGGGGCUUUCAAUCAAUCCCGUGUCAGCGAAGAGGUUAUUGACCGAGCAUUGCGUCGGCAGUACGAAGGCCUGAUUCGCGCAGACUAUUUUGCCGUUUCCCGCGACGAUGUUGUGGGACCGCGUUCUUACGGUUGGGAGUACGUGAAUACGGAGCAGGCGCAAACACUGGCUCUCCAAGCAGCAACCGAAGGCACGGUUUUAUUGAAGAAUGACGGAACGCUUCCUCUCAGAUUGGCAAAGAACCAAAGCAUCGCAGUGAUAGGAUUCUGGGCCAACGAUACUUCUGAUCGCAUGCUUGGCAACUACUAUGGUAAACCGCCAGUUUAUCGAACUCCGCUCUGGGCGGUGCAGAAUGCAGGCUUCCAGGUGAAUUAUGCUACCGCUCCCUCCUCCGGCACUGGGAACUAUCGUGCUGCGAUCCAAGCGGCACAGAACUCCGAUGUUGUCCUCUACUUCGGCGGCAUUGAUACAACCUUUGAAACUGAAGACAAAGACCGAACUACGAUCGCAUGGCCGGAGAUACAGCGAACCAUACUCCGUGAAUUGAGUGGAUUAGGAAAGAAAAUUAUCGUAGUGCAACUCGGAACAUCGAUCGAUAACACACCACUUCUGGUGAACGAGAAGAUCAAUUCCAUACUCUGGGUUGGCUAUCCAGGCAUGUACGGUGGUCCAGCGGCUUUGGAUAUAAUCACGGGCAAUACAGCGCCAGCCGGCCGUCUUCCUGUCACACAAUACCCUGCGAACUACACAGAGCAGGUCCCAAUGACAGAUAUGUCGCUCCGACCCAGCAGCAAAAACCCUGGCCGCACGUACAAAUGGUACUCUCAAGCAAUCCAAGAAUUCGGCUCUUCAUUACAUUAUACGAAUUUCACCAUACGUUUUGACCCUCGGUACACCAAUCGCACCUACCCAACCACACAGAUUCUCGCCGGUUGCUCCUUCUCUUCCCCCAAAGAUCGCUGUCCGUUCACCCCACAUGUUGUCCAAGUCAGAAACAGCGGCGAUGUAGCUUCUGACUUCAUUGCUCUUGCUUUUGUGACCACGAAAGCGGGACCUGAACCGUACCCGAUCAAAGAAUUGGCCUCGUACAAACGCUUGGCUAAUGUGAAACCUGGAGAAGAAAGACCGGUGCAAUUGGGCUUCACGAUUGGCAACCUUGCAAGGGUGAACGAGAGGGGUGAUACAGUGCUGUAUGCGGGGGAGUAUUGUCUAGUACUAGAUGUUCCCGAGCAGGACAGAGCUUGCUUUGAGCUUACUGGUGCAGAUAUGGUGCUAGAUGUGUGGCCGCAGCCUAAGGUGGGAAAUGCAACGCGGGGACACUAG
Molecule: messenger RNA, 2211 nt
Organism: Didymosphaeria variabile
Lineage: Eukaryota; Fungi; Ascomycota; Dothideomycetes; Pleosporales; Didymosphaeriaceae
Exons: 2
Coding region: 1-2211 (736 amino acids)
Biological process (GO): xylan catabolic process; arabinan catabolic process
Cellular component (GO): plant-type cell wall
Molecular function (GO): xylan 1,4-beta-xylosidase activity; alpha-L-arabinofuranosidase activity
Source: RefSeq, a predicted model, not a curated record